GAAGCGGCAAACUCCGGCUAGGCUAUAUAAGGCAAGGCGCCGAGUCCAGCGAGGAAGCAAACUACACCAGCCACACGAGAAGAGCGGAGAGGCUGCCAACAAACGAGAAGCGCAAAAGCAAAGCGGCGCCUCCUUCAUUUACCCCGACCAGAUCCAGCCACCUUUGGGAUUCCGAAAAAAAUAUCAAAAAACCCAAGACCCAGCGAAAAGAGAUUUGGUUUGAAAAGCGCCAACCACCCUCAGCAAGAACAAAGAAGCCCCCGGUUCCCAUCCCCAAGACAAAAGGGGGCUCCGAUCCUCCCGUCAGCUCCCAGCAUUGACCGUUCGACUUCAGCGCUGCCUCCCCGGUCCCGAGCGACUAUGGUCAACAUGCAAGUGUGCCCCCUGGAUUGUGAGACGCUGCAGGGUCUGCUGAAGGAUAGGUCCUUACAGUGCCUGCUCCUGGACUGCCGCUCCUUCUUCUCUUUCAACUCCUCGCACGUCGGCGGCUCCCACAACGUCCGCUUGAGCACCAUCGUCCGGCGGAGGGCCAAGGGGGCCAUGGGGCUGGAGCACAUCCUGCCCAACGAGGAAGUGCGCUCCCGCCUGCACGAGGGGCUUUACCACGCCGUGGUGCUACUGGACGAGCGCAGCACCGACCUGGAGGCGCCCAAAAGAGACAGCACCCUCAUGCUGGCCCUGAACACCCUCUGCAGGGAAGCCCGGGACACCCGCAUCUGCUUCCUCAAAGGAGGAUAUGAAGCCUUAUUGUCUGCAUACCCUGAGUUGUGCACAAAGCCAUCUGCUCCAAAGGGCUUGACUCUGCCCCUCAGCACCAACAACAUGCCUGGCAGUGCAGAUUCAAACUGCAGCUCCUGUGGAACUCCUCUGUAUGAUCAGGGUGGUCCAGUGGAAAUCCUACCUUUCCUGUAUUUGGGCAGUGCCUAUCAUGCUUCCAGGAAAGAUAUGCUGGAUGCUUUGGGAAUCACAGCCUUGAUCAAUGUCUCUGCUAACUGUCCGAACCAUUUUGAGGAGCACUACCAGUACAAACGCAUCCCUGUAGAAGAUAACCACAAGGCUGACAUCAGUUGCUGGUUUAAUGAAGCCAUCAACUUCAUAGACUCUGUUAAAAAUGAGGGCGGGCGAGUGUUUGUUCACUGUCAAGCUGGCAUCUCCCGCUCAGCAACCAUCUGUCUCGCUUACCUUAUGAGGACCAACCGAGUCAAAUUGGACGAAGCCUUUGAGUUUGUCAAGCAGAGGAGAAGCAUCAUCUCCCCCAACUUCAGCUUCAUGGGACAGCUGCUGCAGUUUGAGUCCCAGGUCCUUGCUCCAAAUUGCUCAGCGGAGGCUGGAAGCCCUGCUAUGGCUGCAUUGGACAGAGGCACACCCACAACAACUGUCUUCAACUUUCCAGUCUCCAUCCCCGUCCAUCCUUCUGCCAAUGCACUAGGCUACCUUCAGAGCCCUAUCACCACUUCUCCAAGCUGCUGAAAGGCAGGUGCAAAUGGACUCUCGACACAAAGACUUGAUAACUCUGGCUGUUAUCUCAAAAAGUGCAAUAACCUGGGGGAUGGUUGACGCUUGCUCACAUGGGUUUCCUCUCCUUGCAGCUGCAAAGCAAUACAGAGUCCUCAGCACAGAGCAGCAUAUCUUACUCCAGAAAACAAAGUUCUUUUCUGCUAGAUCUUCUUGAGAUGUAUGUUUGACCAACACCUGGAUUCCUACAAAGGAGACAAAGCACACUAGACAUUGCUUUUUACUCCUGAACUAUUCCUCUUAACAAUUUUCUGUCUCCCUCUGUCUGUCAGUCUGUGCUUUGAUAGCAAACCUUACAGUAUUCUGGUUCCUGGGUGUGCUAGGCUAACAGUGACACUGCCCCCUUGUAUAAGGAAGACCUAGUAUUUAUUUAUUUUAUGGUAUAGUUGCAUUGUGUGUGUGUGUGUGCUGCCUUUAAAAGUCUCAAAUUUCAUUUUUUUUUCAAAAAAACCAACACCAAAUACCUCAGUAUUUUUUGGGUACUGUAAUCCUGUAAAUAUAUCUUAAACAGUUUCCUAAGCACUGACAUUGAAAGCACAAAGGAGCGUUUGUGGCUUUGGUUGCCAAGGGUGGUAUGUUUCCUGGUUUAUUUAUGACGUGAAAUAAUAUAUUUCUUCUUAUGAUGGAAGACCUG
Messenger RNA from Gekko japonicus, 2149 nucleotides. RefSeq names its product dual specificity phosphatase 1 (gene DUSP1). Gene Ontology annotation, molecular function: protein tyrosine/threonine phosphatase activity; MAP kinase tyrosine/serine/threonine phosphatase activity. The transcript has 4 exons. NCBI's taxonomy places the organism in Eukaryota, Metazoa, Chordata, Lepidosauria, Squamata, Gekkonidae. Gene Ontology annotation, cellular component: cytoplasm; nucleus. Gene Ontology annotation, biological process: protein dephosphorylation; endoderm formation; negative regulation of p38MAPK cascade. The record is from RefSeq and is a predicted model, not a curated record. Bases 361 to 1470 code for a protein of 369 amino acids.